Lasiodiplodia theobromae is the source of this 1398-nucleotide messenger RNA. RefSeq lists its product with no specific name. NCBI's taxonomy places the organism in Eukaryota, Fungi, Ascomycota, Dothideomycetes, Botryosphaeriales, Botryosphaeriaceae. Gene Ontology annotation, molecular function: DNA binding. The record is from RefSeq and is a predicted model, not a curated record. The coding region runs from base 1 to 1398 and encodes 465 amino acids. Gene Ontology annotation, cellular component: nucleus. The transcript has 3 exons.
AUGGGCAAGAAGAAGAGAAACCACCCCGACGUCGAGGAGAUCCUCAACCGCCCGUGGUGCUACUACUGCGAGCGCGACUUCGACGACCUCAAGAUCUUGAUCAACCACCAGAAGGCCAAGCACUUCAAGUGCGAGAAAUGCGGUCGCCGCCUGAACACCGCUGGAGGUCUCAACGUCCACAUGACGCAGGUCCACAAAGAGACUCUCACCCAAGUUGAGAAUGCGCUGCCCAACCGCCAGGGCCUCGACUUCGAGAUCUUCGGCAUGGAAGGCGUCCCCGAAGAUGUCAUGCAAGCCCACCAACAACGCGUCCUUCAGCAGUUCUACGAGCAGCAGGCUGAACGCCGCGCCGCCACCGGCAACCCUCCGCCCGGCUCCACGCCCACUGGUGGCGCGCCGCAGCCCAAGAAGCCCAAGGUUGAGACGAAGGAGGAUCUCAAGGCUCGCUUGGCUGCCCACAAGGCAAAGAAGGCUCAGGAGGCAGCUGGAGGAAGCAGUGGAGACGUCACCCCGCUCGGACAAGGUGGCCAGAGUCCGGCCGUAGCUCAGAGUCCCACAGCAUUUCCCGGUGCCCAGCAGUACCCCCCGCAGCAGAUGUCUUUCUCGAGCCCACCUGCCAACCCAGCUCAAGCCGCUUACGCGCAGCCUUACGGUCAGCCCGGUUACUCCCCGUCACAGGCUUACAACCCCCAGCCCUUCCCUCAGCAGCCUGGCUAUGGUGCUCAGCCGUUCAGCCCUAACGCAUCUUCCCCCUUCCCAGGCCAGCCUUUCGCCCAGCCCGGCGCUCAGCCGUUUCAGUCUCCGUUUCAAGCUGGUCCGCCUCGUCAGCAGAACUCGGGCUCGCCGCCGGUGACCCUGCCCUACGGCGCACACCAGCCUCCGAGUCGCACCCCGCCGAACAACGGCCACCCUCCGCCCAGGCAGGGAAGCUUGCCUGCUGCGCCUGGCCUGCCCCAGCGCCCGGCUUUCGGUGCUCCGCAGGUCAACCAGUACCAGCUGCAGCAGAUGCACCAGGGACACGUCCCGCCUUCCGUCACCGGUCACCCUGCGUCCGCUCAGCCCAAUGGUCACGCCACACAAGUUCCGCAGAGCUCGAUUCCCGGCCUCGAGCAGUCUGUUGAUGAUCUCAUUGCCAGUGCUGGCAAGUUGAGUGAAGCUCCCAAGACUGCUGAGUCCGAGCGUGCGAAGAAGGACGAGGAGGCCCCCAAGGCCAAGAAGGAAGUCAAGCUUGUCUACUCUGAUGGCGAAGUGAGCCCGGAGGAGAAGAUGGCGAAGCUAGCCAGGUACGCAUUUAAUCCCGCCGAGAGACAACAGGAUGAGAAGGUGGUUGGCUCGCUUGAACCCCCCGUCACUGGCGUGGUUACUGGACAAGAUGACGUACACGACCCAUCGGGAUAG